Messenger RNA from Salvia hispanica, 945 nucleotides. RefSeq names its product Lojap-related protein. Gene Ontology annotation, molecular function: ribosomal large subunit binding. NCBI's taxonomy places the organism in Eukaryota, Viridiplantae, Streptophyta, Magnoliopsida, Lamiales, Lamiaceae. Gene Ontology annotation, biological process: negative regulation of ribosome biogenesis; negative regulation of translation. The record is from RefSeq and is a predicted model, not a curated record.
GGCCCAGAGCCCAAACCAAAUCAAAAUUUCAUCCUUUUCAAAACAUAGGAUCAGAUUUUUUUCUUCUGCUCUCAUUUUCCCCAAAAAGUUUAUCUUCCCUCUCAAAUUCUGGUAACAAGAAUUAAUGUUAGUAGCAUAAUUUAGCUGAAAUGAUUAUCUACUCAGGCCCCCUUCACCACCCUGUUCUUCCUCCUUGCACCAAAUCCUCCCAUUUCCGGCCACACAAAAAUCUCUCCCUAACCAGCCACAGCCACACCGCUUUCCAAUACUUACCAAUGACUGCUCGUCGCGACCAUUUGCUGCCACCCCUUUCCGCCGGCUCGAAUGUGAGUGAAGAUACUGAUGAUAUGUAUGAUGACUUAUUCGAAAAGUAUGGGAAGGUGGUGUUCAAGAGAAAUGACCAAAAGUCUGUUAUAGCAGAGGUUGAUGAUGAUGCCGAAAGCUUGUCAUUUGCUGUAGCACUGGCCAAGGUUGCUAGUGAUGUAAAAGCAGCAGAUAUAAAGCUUCUUUUUGUAAAACCUCUAGUUUACUGGACUCGGUUUUUCAUCAUCGCCACUGCAUUUUCUCGACCUCAGGUUGAUGCUAUUGGUUCCAGAAUAAGAAAUUUAGCUGAAACAGAAUACGGGAGAACCGCAACUGGAGAUUUCAAGCCCAACUCUUGGACAUUGCUAGACUUCGGUGAUGUAGUUGUACAUAUAUUUCUUCCACCACAGAGGGAUCAUUACAACUUGGAAGAGUUCUAUGCAAAUGCAACGCCUAUCGAAUUACCUUUCGAGGACCAGCAACCUUUCCGCAAUUGAAAUGUAAUCAGAAAUUAUGCUCAGUUUGAACUCCAUAUGAUUAUUAGACCAUCAAAGUUGAAGAAGAUUGCGUAUAGGAUAUGUCACACACGCCUUUGUUGUAGCAAUUGAUUAAGAAGAACAUUUAUUCAGAGUGCAUUGUGCA